Molecule: messenger RNA, 2403 nt
Organism: Penicillium macrosclerotiorum
Lineage: Eukaryota; Fungi; Ascomycota; Eurotiomycetes; Eurotiales; Aspergillaceae
Exons: 3
Coding region: 1-2403 (800 amino acids)
Cellular component (GO): nucleus; cytoplasm
Source: RefSeq, a predicted model, not a curated record
AUGUUUAUGCUCCGCAACGUGGGUAAAUUUCUCUUCGGCGAUACCUCGAAAGAGGCCAUCAUCGAAAUUCCUCAGGGACAGCUGUACCUGGUCCGCCCUUUGUCGCCCAAGGGCUACUCGGAGUUGAUCUUUAAAGACGCCGCCGCUACCAUCCGACGAACUGGCCAAGAGUUCCAAUAUCAGCUUGUUAUUCAAAGAGCCUACGAAGAAGGCGAAGAAGACUUGGCAGAAGACGACGGCGAGCAGGGUUCCGCCGAUAUCCUGGACAAGGACGAGAAGGUUUUCUUGCUGGAUCAGACACUGCAUUUUCGCUCCGAGGUCCGUGAAGGUGGAGUGAAGAUUCUUGCGUGGGACGAUCUAAGCGGUGACGAGGGAGAUCUCUUUGAGUUCGUUUGCGACGCUUCCGUACCCUCUGACAAGGUCGCGACAUUUGAGUUGGCCGCUUUGCAGUGCCAGUACGAGCGCAAGUUCCGUCGCAGCGCCCAGAAAGCCACAGCAGACGAAUUGGAGGAGUUCUCAUAUCAGGAAGAGAAGCCUAUUCCCUCCGCCAGCCCCGUGUCUCCAACGAGCAAAUCGCGUGGCAACCUCGUGACUUCAGCUGAGUCGGCCGCGGCCAUGGCACAAGAUGUCAAAUAUGCCCAAUCAAAGGGCCAGAUCAAGUCGGCUGAUGCAGAGGAGGAACCUACAGCCGCCCCUCCAUCAGCUGCCCGGCCCGAGUCCAAGGAGAUCCUCGCAAAUGAGAAAGCUGAAUUGCACAUGUUCGACUUUCCUACCGGAACCUUUGUCAUGCAAGACUCCGAGGUCACUGCAACCGUGUCAGAGAUCGGUAACUGGCAAUACUGGCUGCAGAUCAGUGGCAACGACAAGGAAUGGCUAGGACAAGCGGUUGUGGGAGACAUCAAUCCCGUUUUCAACUUCGAGUAUCUUUCAUUUAUUUUUAAUCACUACGCUGAAGAUGGCUCGGCGUAUUCUUGGCUUCUUCGUUUCAAGGACCAGCCGACAGAGGAACGUUUCCAGGAAGGGUUGAUGCAAGCCCUUUGGGAACAGCUCAACGAGAUGAAAUGGAACAAGGUUAAGGAGAAUGACCGGGAAUACGUGCUCGAUGCUUUCCAGGAUCUAACAAUGGAGGAUGCCGAUGCCAUACCCGAGGAGGAAGAAGAGGAGGAGGAGGAGGAGAGUGAAGAGACGGAUCAGGACGAUGGCCAGCGCAGUGAACACUAUGAUAGUGAUGAAGAGGAAGACGAUGUCAUUACCCGGGAUGAAGACGGGAACGUUAACUCCCAGCUAGCGGUUGGCUAUAAGCAUGAUCGCUCUUUUGUGGUCCGCGGAUCGAAGAUCGGUGUCUUUAAGCAUACACCUAACAACAACCUGGAGUUUUCGACAAAUAUUUCUAAAGUUGAGACGCCCGGUGGCAAGCUCUUCAGCCCCAAAAAGGUUAUGCUGCAUGCGGAGGAUACCAACAUGAUUCUCCAAAACUCCGAUGAUCCAAACUCUCUGUAUAGGAUGGAUCUGGAAUAUGGCAAGGUUGUUGAUGAGUGGAAGGUUCAUGAUGAUAUUCCUGUCGAAACCUUUGCUCCCGAGAACAAAUUUUCCCAAAUGACCUCUGCUCAGCCUUUUGUGGGUGCAUCCAAGAACGCCCUCUACCGUAUUGAUCCUCGUCUCUCGGGUAGCAAGCUUGUGGACUCCGACUUGAAGCAGUAUGCGAGCAAGAACGAUUUCUCUGCAAUGGCCACUACGGAGAAGGGCUACCUAGCCGUGGCCUCUAACAAGGGAGACAUUCGCAUGUUCGAUCGUCUAGGUAUUAACGCGAAAACCCAUAUUCCCGCCCUUGGUGAACCGAUCAUCGGUCUGGAUGUGUCUGCCGAUGGCCGUUGGGUACUUGCCACUUGCCGCACUUAUCUCCUUCUGAUCGACUCGUUGCAGAAGGACGGUAAAAACGAGGGCAAGCUUGGUUUCGAGAAAUCCUUCGCGAAAGACUCCAAGCCCCAGCCUCGUCGCUUAGGUCUGCAGCCCGCGCAUGUUGCUCAAUUCCAGCACGAAACCAAGCAGCCUUUGUCGUUCACACCUGCUCGCUUCAACACGGGUGUUGAUUCCGCAGAGACCUCAAUUAUCACUGCCACGGGUCCCUUUAUUAUCACCUGGAGCCUAAAGAAGAUUAUUGCGGGCCGCAAGGACCCAUACACCAUCAAGCGUUAUGCCGAGGAUGUUAUGGCUGAUAACUUCCGUUUCGGCUCCGAUAAGAAUGUGAUUGUUGCUCUCCCCAACGAGGUGAAUAUGGUUGCCAAGCGCAGCUUUCAGAAGCCCACUCGUGAGAGUAUCGCUGGACCGGCUACUCCCAGUCGGAAGAGCGGCAGAUGGAGCAGCCGCCUGGGAAAAGAUGACAUCGUCAACUCGCCUUACUAG